UUUUCUCUAAAAUUCGCAUUGUUAUUUCGCUGUUUGUGUUUAAUAUAACAUGUCGAAUCCUAACAGAAGUCGCACGCUUUUAAAAGGGUCUAUAAUGAAGGAGGACUCUCCUGAAGAUGGACUGUAUUCGUUGGAGAAGUUACGGACAUCCCCAGAACUGUGGCCUGAAAAAAUUCCUGGUAUAAGUAAUUUUAUUGCAAUGAGUGACACACCUAUACGUACACCGGUACCACAGUGGUCGAAGGACCUCUCCCAGGAAGACAUUAACGCUAUGAUGCAGCUAAGCAAUAUGCCGUUCAGUAAUCUUAUAAUGGAGAUAAAAAAAAUGUACGAUGAAGCAUACCAGCUGGGUGUGUCGGAAGCCAAAGAAAUGACACGCGGCAAAUAUUUGGGUAUAUUUAACAAUGCUAAGAAGAAAUCUAUUUGAUUUGAUUAGUCAAAUGCUUUCAACUUAGUUUAAACUUAAUUAUUUGCAACAAUUUAAUAUUAAUAAAAUUCUACAAAUUAGUUUUAAUUGUAAAAUCACUACUAGACUAUACGAGUACAAAUGCAUUUAUAAUAAAGAAUUACAAAAAUGUAAUGGUGCACAAAAUUAAGAAAAAAGAAA
Anastrepha obliqua is the source of this 607-nucleotide messenger RNA. It is a transcript of the gene lin-52, whose product is annotated as protein lin-52 homolog. Gene Ontology annotation, cellular component: DRM complex. Gene Ontology annotation, biological process: regulation of DNA-templated transcription. The transcript has 4 exons. The coding region runs from base 50 to 427 and encodes 125 amino acids. The record is from RefSeq and is a predicted model, not a curated record. Lineage: Eukaryota; Metazoa; Arthropoda; Insecta; Diptera; Tephritidae.